Messenger RNA from Nylanderia fulva, 4028 nucleotides. RefSeq names its product G protein-coupled receptor kinase 1 (gene Gprk1). The record is from RefSeq and is a predicted model, not a curated record. NCBI's taxonomy places the organism in Eukaryota, Metazoa, Arthropoda, Insecta, Hymenoptera, Formicidae. Gene Ontology annotation, biological process: protein phosphorylation; G protein-coupled receptor signaling pathway; regulation of signal transduction. Gene Ontology annotation, molecular function: ATP binding; G protein-coupled receptor binding; G protein-coupled receptor kinase activity.
GAGCGCGGAGCGAGUGCGAGUCGUCGACUGUCGGGCGAGCAGUCGUGAGCUAGUGGUCGAUCCGCUUGUUUUUUUUUAUCCUCCAUCGGAGCAGUGCGGCCCUAUUGCGUUCCGUAACGCGUGAAGUUUUUGCGCGUCACAUCUCGGAGUGAAUCCCGCGCGCGGAAUCCGAUCGGCCGGACGAUUAAAUACGUCGCUAACCUCGAAUCGCUCUGCGUAGUUGACGCGCGACGUCAAUCGCGUUACAACAAACAACGGGCGUGACGAGAGCGAGCGAGAGAGAGAAAGAGAACGGGAGAGUAUACGUCGCGUCGCGUUAAAAUGGGAGCUCGCGCGGCCGAAAAGAGGCCAACUUCACGGCGCGUAGUCUCUUACGUGCGCGAAGCGACAUUAUAAAACAACGAGACGAGAGGAAGAGAGCAUCGUGGCGCAUCUCGAGGAGGAUAAAUAAGAAGGAAAAAUAAGGAGGAAAAAUAAGACGCGCAAAAAAGCGAAAGAGAGAGAGAGAGAGAGAGAGAGGGGGAAAGAGAGCAUCGUCCUCCGAAGCGUCGUGUGUUGUGUCCUUGCCACGACACUAACCUUCUAGGCGCGGAACUGUCAAACGAGUGAACGUAGUCUCUCUCUCUCUCUCGAACGCGGAAUAUGCCAUCCUCGCCGCCGCCGUCGUCGUCGUCGCCGUCCCUGUUGUCGUCGUCACCGUCGUCGUCGGUGUUACGCUAAAAAUAUGCGGCAGUGAGGAAACGCAGACACACGGCGGAGCACCGCCCGCGGCAGAGCUAGGUCCGGCUAGGCCGGAGGCAGAGCGGCAGGUGGGAGAAGAGGCGAGGACGAGGCGGACAGGACUCCGCACGAGACGAGGACGGGACGAUAGCCAUCCGGUGUCGUCGUGUUUCGCGCGACGAACCAUCGACGAAAGGACCACCGAGGAAAAUGGCGGACCUCGAGGCGGUGCUGGCCGAUGUCAGCUACCUGAUGGCCAUGGAGAAGAGCAAGUGCACGCCGGCCGCCCGUGCGAGCAAGAAGAUUAUUCUGCCGGAUCCUAGCGUCAGGAGCGUUAUGCACAGAUAUCUAGAGAAGAAUAACGAAGUAAACUUCGACAAAAUAUUUAAUCAAAUGUUAGGUUACCUUUUAUUCAAAGACUUCUGCGAGACUGUAGCGGAGGAACCGAUUCCGCAACUUAGGUUUUACGAAGAGAUCAAAGCGUACGAGAAGCUCGAAUGUCCGGAAGACAGGAGAAAACUUGCCAGAGAGAUCUAUGACAAUUACAUUAUGAAAGAGUUGUUGGCGCAUUCUCACGAAUAUUCGCAAGAAGCGGUAACUCACGUACACAAGUAUCUCAUGAAGAACGAAGUCCCAGUUAACUUGUUCGAGCCGUACAUCGAGGAGAUUUUCAACCUUCUGCGAGGGGAACCGUUUCAGAAAUUUCUAGAAAGCGAUAAAUACACUCGUUUCUGCCAGUGGAAGAACUUGGAAUUGAAUAUCCAGCUGACGAUGAACGACUUCAGCGUGCAUCGAAUAAUAGGCAGAGGCGGCUUCGGCGAAGUAUACGGUUGCCGGAAAGCGGAUACCGGCAAGAUGUACGCCAUGAAAUGCCUGGACAAAAAGCGCAUUAAGAUGAAACAGGGUGAAACGUUAGCUCUUAACGAGAGGAUAAUGCUCUCGCUAGUCAGCACCGGAGUAGACUGCCCAUUCAUAGUGUGCAUGACGUACGCCUUUCAUACGGCUGACAAGCUAUGCUUCAUCCUGGACCUGAUGAACGGCGGCGAUUUGCAUUACCACUUAAGUCAACACGGUGUCUUCAACGAGCCAGAAAUGAAGUUCUACGCCGCGGAGGUGAUCCUCGGUUUAGAACACAUGCACCGCAGGUACAUCGUCUACCGUGAUCUGAAGCCGGCGAAUAUACUGCUGGACGAACACGGUCAUGUCAGGAUAUCGGAUCUGGGACUGGCAUGCGAUUUCUCGAAGAAGAAACCGCACGCGAGCGUUGGCACGCACGGAUAUAUGGCGCCGGAGGUACUUUCGAAGGGCACCGCGUACGAUUCGAGUGCGGAUUGGUUCUCUUUUGGCUGUAUGCUGUACAAGCUCUUGAAGGGCCACAGUCCGUUUAGGCAACACAAAACCAAGGACAAACACGAGAUAGACCGUAUGACCAUGACCAUGAACGUUGAAUUACCGGAGACGUUUUCGCAAGAGUUACGGUCGCUGUUGGAAGGCUUGCUAAAACGAGAUAUCAACGACAGACUUGGCUGUCGCGGCAACGGCACGGAAGAGUUGAAGGCGCACUCGUUUUUCAGUGGUAUCGAUUGGCAGCAGGUGUACCUGCAAAAGUAUACACCGCCCUUAAUACCGCCGCGCGGCGAAGUUAACGCCGCAGAUGCCUUUGACAUCGGUUCCUUCGACGAGGAAGACACCAAGGGAAUCAAACUGACGGAAGCGGAUCAAGAUCUGUACAAAAACUUUCCUCUAGUCAUCUCCGAAAGAUGGCAGGCUGAAGUAGCCGAGACUGUGUUCGAGACAAUCAAUAACGAAGCGGAUAAGUUGGAAAAUAAAAAGAAGGCAAAGCAAAAGCAACGAUUUGAUACAGACGAGAAAGGUUCGGACUGUAUAUUACACGGUUAUAUAAAAAAAUUAGGAGGUCCAUUCGCGAGCGCGUGGCAAACGCGUUACGCGAAACUUUAUCCAAAUCGAUUAGAGUUACAUCCAGAAUCUGCGACUAAACCCGAGCUCGUGUUUCUCGAUCAGGUCGAGGAAGUCGGAGCGGAUUUGCAGCUUGUAAAAGGGGAACAGUGCAUCGUAAUGCGGACAAGGGAUGCAAAAAUCGUACUUACAAAUGCCGAUGAGAUAAGCUUGAAGGAAUGGGCGCUCUCGUUAAGAUCGGCUCACAAAUGCUCAAUGGAGAUGCUCGGCAACAUGGCGAGGAAAGCAGGUAAGAUCUACGGGACUGAGCGGGACGCCGUGAUCCCGGCGACGCAGCGAUCCACAAACGGCAACUAGCCCAUCGUCGCCGUCACGUGCAACGCACCAACAUACUCCAGUCCCACUGCCCUGCAGCAGCGACAGCAGCAACUUUUUUUAUACUGAACGAACGAUGAAGAGAGUGACGAUGAACGAAGAAAGAGAUUCAAGGCUCGUUUCUUCGUGGAAUGGUGUCGGCGGCAAAACGCACUCGUACAGUGCCUCGUCCACCGAAAGCUCGCUCUCAAUUUUUCGCUGCGGCAUUAAUAAUAAUAAUAAUUAAUAAUAAUAAUAAAUAAUAAUAAUAAUAAUAAUAAAUAUAAUAAUAAUAAAUAAUAAUAAUAAUAAACGGAUAAAAAUCCCUCUCUUGGCACAUCUCGAUCACAAACGGAACGUCCCAAAAAAUCCCGUUAUACGGCGGAUAGCGCUGCGCUGUGUAUCAUAGAGACUCUAGCAAAGUAGUAUCGUAUCGUGCGUACGUUCUCCCAGGGCCACGAGAAUAAUCCGUGCCCAUACACAACAUGUACACACAUGGACAGACACGAACGCGUAUCCACACAUAAUACAAACAUACGAGUAUAUAACACUUGAUCGCGGCUCCUCGUCACUGGCGCGGACACGUAGGCAUCUCGUUAUAUUUGUACAUUAGUUGUAUGUGCAAUAUGUGACGUAGCGACCGACCGAGCGAUGAACAAAAAUUAACAAACAACACACGAAACACAUCCGGUAGUGUAUUAUAAUCUAGUACUCUAUACGCGGAUCCCGUGCUCUUAUUAUCUUUUUUUUCACGUUUCGUCGUACCGCUCGUUUACUUAAUUUAUUUAAUAAUAUUGAGAGAAAGAGAGAGAAAGAGAGCGAUACCAGUUUUAUAUAUUAUCCUUACGAUGAAACAAAAGUGAUCCAUUAUUUAUUAUGUUGUUAAGUGCGAGAGAAUGAAAGAGAGAGAGAAAGAAACAAGAAAACUCGUUUGUAUAUUAGCCAAAAGAAUCGAAUACCGAAUAUACAAGCAACAUGUGUACGCUCGAGUGGAUAUACGCGAGUCCGCUCUGGCAAUAAAAUGUGCGAUGAACGUA